UCCAGAGACAGCUUAACUAAGUAGAUUUCUUUUCAUUUUAGAUAUUUAGUUGCAAUAAUUUUUUUGUUGAAAUUACUUUUAAGGUACAUCUUAAUCAAGUUUAGUCAAGCAACUCAUUCGUACCUAGCUAAUCCUCAAUUGUCAGUAAUUCAAUUUUACUUAGUUUUGUUACAAUGCCUGAGAAAACAAGUCCUCAUAUUUCGACUGAAAAUAUCGAUAACGCCAAUCGAUAUACUGACAACUUGGCUAUCUCAGUGUACCCUCCUACACACAAAAAAGAAAAACCACCAUCAAAAUACAGAAAACUCAUUAACUGGACUAUCGGUUCAGCCGUUUUGGCAGCGAUUUAUGCUCAUUUUAUUUGGGCAACAUGGUACUUUAUAGAAAAAACAGAGUCUACACUUGAUUCUACCACGUGCACUGGCUAUGGAUUUUGGAUGAUUGUCUUCAUCUUUAUAAAUUUCGGGGUGGCUUAUAAGUUUGUUCUAAAAAAGUAUCUCAUUCCACCUAUAGAACGGUACAUGUGGCCGCUUUGUUCAAAAAAGUACCAUAUGCUACCACCGGAUUUCUUGCUUUACUUUUCGUGGCUAUUCUUGUCUUCCUCAUUGUUGACUCUAGUGAUGACUGGUGGAGAUUGAUGCCUUUGACUGGACUCGUGAUUUAUGUUAUUAUCGGAUUUUUACUUUCGCCUUAUAAGCGACAGAUCCCAUGGACUACUGUAUUAUCAGGUCUCAUAGCUCAAUUCAUUCUGGGUCUGCUCACGACCAGGUGGGAUGUUGGACGCAACAUCUUCAGUUGCGUAGGAGACAAAGUUGAUACUUUCCUCAAAUACGCUGCCAACGCUUCGGCUUUCGUUUAUGGAAACGACUUGGUGCUAAAUCAGGCUAUUUUUGCCUUCAAC
Messenger RNA from Zophobas morio, 901 nucleotides. RefSeq lists its product as uncharacterized. The coding region runs from base 174 to 638 and encodes 154 amino acids. The transcript has 6 exons. Lineage: Eukaryota; Metazoa; Arthropoda; Insecta; Coleoptera; Tenebrionidae. The record is from RefSeq and is a predicted model, not a curated record.